Carassius gibelio (silver crucian carp) is the source of this 3019-nucleotide messenger RNA. RefSeq names its product complement C1q tumor necrosis factor-related protein 4-like. NCBI's taxonomy places the organism in Eukaryota, Metazoa, Chordata, Actinopteri, Cypriniformes, Cyprinidae. The record is from RefSeq and is a predicted model, not a curated record. Bases 233 to 1375 code for a protein of 380 amino acids. The transcript has 2 exons. Gene Ontology annotation, molecular function: protein binding.
GUGUGUGUGUGUGUGUGUGUGUGUGUGUGUGAGUGAGAGUGUGUGCGCAUGAAUGUGUGGGUGUGUGCUGCACCAGACAUCAGCAGCAGGUUGAGAGCCGACACACAGAGGAAGCAAGAGAGAGAAGAAAAGAAUAAAGGGGAGAAAGAAAAAGAAAAAAGGGAGACUGCUUCAUUCAGUCCACUGAGAGAACUUCAAGACAGCCUCCAGCAGCUCUGACCGCACAGUUAAAAUGUUGCCUGGUACCAGGCCCCUGCUGCUGUGUGUGCUGUGUCAUGUGACCACCGCAUGGGCAUUCGCCCGCAUGUCUGACGCAGUGGAGCUGCGAUCCGCAUUCUCUGUGGCACGUACCAGCAGCAUGGAGGGAGGGCCCAAGAUGGUCAUCACCUUCGACAAGGUGUAUGUCAACAUCGGUGGCGAUUUCGAUCCAAAGGUUGGCUUAUUCCGCUGCAGGAUUCCGGGUGCGUACUAUUUCUCCUUCACGGUGGGGAAGUUCCCGCGUCGAGACCUGUCAGUCAUGCUAAUGAAGAACCGCAAUGAGGUUCAGGCGAUUGUCUACGACGAGAAUGCCGGAGAGGAGCGGAAGGUGCAGAGCCAGAGCGCCAUGCUGCAGCUUGAUUUCGGAGACACCGUCUGGCUUCGUCUUCAUGGAGACCCUCGCUAUGCUAUCUACAGCAACACUGGUCAUUAUACCACCUUUAACGGUUACCUGAUCUACCCCGAUGUGUACGGCUACCAAGAGCACACACACAAAGGUCAUGACAGUGACCAUCAACCACCGAAAACCAGCGAUCACUCACUAGUCGAGCAUGAAAAUACAAUUACCAAAGACACUAGUGUGAGUUUGAAAGAAGAGAGACGGGAUGAAGAAACAAAAGAGGAAGCGAGAGAUGGAGAAGAAGAAGAUGAUGACCAGCGGUCAGCAUUCUCAGUGGGUCGCACUCAGAGUAUUGUUGGAGUGGAUCAAGGAUACCCUGAGCACCAGCCCAUUGUCUUUGACACAGAGUUUGUCAACAUCGGCAACGACUUCAACUUGACGUCCGGUCUUUUCAAAUGCAGAGUAGCAGGAGCCUAUUACUUCUCCUUCAAUGCUGGCAAGCUGCCCCAUAAGACCCUGUCAGUGAAGCUAAUGAAGAACCAUUUGGAAGUGCAGACCAUGAUCUAUGAUGACAGCGACACUGAGAAGGCCCUGCAGAGCCAGAGUCUGAUGUUGUCACUGCAGGUUGGAGAUACUGUCUGGCUCUACAGUCACCAGAGGGAUGGAUUUGGUGCUUACAGUAAUCACGCCAAGUAUAUCACUUUCACUGGCUUCCUGGUGUAUCCCGAGCUCCACCGAAGCCUUCCUCAGCAGCAGAAACUGGAUAAGACACUGUAGGCCAGUCAAGGAGCCAGUCAGUCUGGGUCUUUAGGAAGGUAAGAGUUUAGAACAAGGGGAAAAAAUGUGAGCUCCCUUCACGCAAUCUUCUACAAGCUAGAGAUUCUUCAAAUUCCAUAUAGUAAUCUCUUUAGCUCUUGUUUUUACCAUGUUUUAUCUAGUUUUAGGAAAAAAUGAGUCAAGCAAGCAGGACCUGUAACAAUUCAGUUAAACUCAGCAUUCCUAAAGUCGCCAUGAAAUGGAAAUUGUGAUGAUCUUUUCUUCCCUAUCCUGAAAACUUCUCAAAUGAGAAAAAAAUAAAAUAAAAAAUCUUGGGCAGCACUUGAUUUUUUCAGUUGGGAAUUAAUUGGAUUGUUGUUGUUUGCUAAUUGAGCGAUCUUAUGUGAGUGACAGAUUGCGUGAUUAUUGCCCAGCCGGAGCACAGGGAUGUUGUUGGGAGGAGACACUAAUAUUUCUUAUUAAUAAUAACGAUAGCACAUACCAUUUUUAAGCUUAAUGUGCAAGGCUAAUUAAAUUAAUAAAAUGUUUCAAUAUUCCAUGAAUAAUAAGAAUUGUCCGUUUUGAUUUUAUUGUGACUUUAAGCCUUUGGAUGCUGAGUUCUAACAAUAAUAUAAUGAUUAAAUACAAACAGGUCACUUUUAAAUAUUAAUCAUUUGUAAAAUUUAAAAAUUAAAUACAUUAAGAAAAUUUUAUAAAAAGGGUAAUAAAAGUCAAUAUAAAACAAAAUAUACAGUUUGACUGAACGAUCAAAAGUUCUUCGCACUAAAGCACCUAUCUCCACAGAGGCAGUUCAUAAGACAGCCCCAACUCAAAACUGUGUUUCAAUACAAGUGUUAAAUGCAUGCAUGUUUUAAAUGAGAAAUUUUGUUGUCUUUGAAGCUUUUGCAUGAAAGAUUUGCACGGGAGUACUGUCUUCUGCUUAUCCAUCUAUUAUUUCCAGUGUUAAAUCUGUUUAUGGCACACAAACAAAAACCAGUGAGAAUUCCACUAAAUCCUUUAGUCCUUCAUGUAGACAAAUUCAUGUAGUUAGUCAAUAAUCACUCUGGUUUCGGAACAGCGCUUCACAUUAUACUGAGGACCGCUUCUGUAAAUGUAUUAUGUUUGGCCAGAAACUUUGCCAAAUGUAGCGCAGGCUGACAGCUUCUAAAGAAACAAUGAUGUUAUUCACUGCCAAAUACAUGUACACCAACUGAUGAUAAAGAUUUUUGAAAAGUAGUCCAACAAAUAUUAAUGAUUAUAUUUUGGACUGAAAAUCUAUCAAAGAUAUCAAUCAGUUUAUAUAAUUCAGAUGGUUCAUGCUGUUGUGUGUAUAUGGACAUAAAGAUUUAUUUAUUUGAUGAAGCAUUAUGUAAUAUGAAGUGCACAAUUCCAAAAUGUAAAUAUACUUCAGUGUUUUUUUUAAUCCAUUUCUAUAUGAGUAAACGUUUGCAUUUCUAUUACUUUGCCUGGUCUUAUAUACUUUUCUGUAUGGUUUAAUAUGAUAAAUAAACUUUGUGAACGAGUGCUGGAUAAGUUUUUCAAUGUUUGUGCAGUUUGAGCUGCUUUGUAAAGUACCGUAAAAGUGGUUUCAGUGUACGCUGGAUUCUUAAUGUGUGAGAGAAGCCAGUCUUCAGAAGCAAGCCAAAUAAAAACUCUGAAUGUGAA